GGAAACAGAAACUUAAGAUUCUCCCAUUAAGAUGAGAAAUGGCACAGGCGGUGGAUCGAGAAAAAAUUAGCUGUUCAAUCUGUCUAGAUCUUCUAAAGGAAGCGGUCACUAUUCCCUGUGGACACAGCUACUGCAUGGUUUGCAUUAAAAACUACUGGGAAGAUGAGAUGAAAACACAGGUCUGUCCUCAGUGCAGGGAGAGCUUCACACCAAGGCCAGCGCUGGUUAAGAACACUAUGUUGGCUGAGUUAGUGGAAGAACUGAAGAAUUUUGGACUUCCAGCUGCUUUACCUGAUCAUUUCUAUGCUGGACCUGGAGACGUGGCCUGUGACUUGUGCACUGGGAGAAAGCUGAAAGCCAUCAAAUCCUGCUUGGUGUGUAUGGUCUCUUACUGCGAGCAGCACCUCCAGCCUCACUAUGAUGUGGCACCGUUGAAGAAACACAAGCUGAUCGAAGCCACCGCAGGGCUUCAGGACAACAUCUGCCCUCGGCACAAUGAGGUGAUGAAGAUUUUCUGCUGUACUGAUCAGCACUGUAUCUGUUAUGACUGCUUUUUAGAGGAACAUAAAAGCCAUGAGACGGUUGCAGCUAAAACAGAAAGGGAAGAGAGGCAGACGGAGCUCGGGUUGACACGACAAAAGAUACAACAGAGGAUCCAGGACAGAGAGAAAGAUUUUAAAGCGCUUGAGGAGAAGGUGGAGGCAAUAAAUCUGGCUGCAGAUGAAGUCGCAAAGAACAGCGAGAAGACCCUCAAAGACGUGCUGGAGAAAAUAAUCUCUGAAGUGAAUCGAACGAUCAGAUCCCAGCAGAAUAUGAUGGUGAGCAGAGUUGGAGAGUUUCAGGAGAAGAUUCAACAGGAGAUCACGGAUCUGAGGACGAAAGACACUGACCUGGAGAAGCUCUCCUCAACAGAAGAUCACAUCUACUUUCUGAACAAAUACCGCUCGCUGUCGUGUCUGACCGAGUCUACAAAUGGUCCUGGGAUCGAUCUUCAACCUCAGACGCAUUUUGAGGAUGUGUCAGUGGCUGUGUCACAGAUGAGCGACAAACUGCUGACAACUCUGACGGAACAAUGGGGGAAGAAGAAGACAAAGGAAGAAGUCCAAGAGCCUUCAACCAGAGCUGAGUUUUUGAAGUACGCUUGUCAAAUUAAACUGGACCCAGAUACCGCUAAUGGACUUUUGCGUCUGUCUAUGAACAACAGAAAGGUUACACUAAGGCAUGUGUUACAGUUGUAUUCACUUCACCCAAAACGGUUCACAGGGUGGUGGCAGGUGCUGAGUUGCAAUGGUCUGACUGGACAAUGCUACUGGGAGGUGAAGUGGAGCGGUAGGGUUUUAAUAGCAGUGGCUUAUAAAGAUAUCAGCAGAACAGGGAACAAGAAAGAAAGUGGAUUUGGAAAUAAUGAGAAAUCGUGGGCAUUAGAGUGUCAGGGUGGUCGCGUUACUUUCAUACAUAACAACGUUUCUACUGCCAUCAGAGGCCCGGCGUCCUCCAGAAUAGGAGUGUAUCUGGAUCACAAGGCAGGUGUUCUGUCUUUCUACAGCGUCACUACGACCAUGAAUCUCCUGCACAGAGUCAAGACCAAGUUCUCUCAGCCUCUCUAUCCUGGAAUCUGGCUUCCACAAACUGUAGGAGACACUGCUGAGUUUUGUGACAUAUAGUAGACGAGAAGGAGUCAUCUGUGUGUUGAGGUGGGCAAUGUUGUUCCUUGGGUUUUAUGUAGUUUUUCAACAGGGGGUACGAAGAUUUUCUGCCGCACUGAUCAGCUAGGGGCUCCGUGGAGGUACUGCAAGGGUGUCGUAAAAUUUUUGGUUGUUUAGCAAUUUUUCAUAUACAUUUUUUCGCAAAUUUUCUUUAAAUACACAUUAAUAUGAAUCCAACAUUUUUAGUAAAGGGAUAUGGGAUAGCUUGAUACUUAAUGCAAAAUGAUAAUAGUAAUGUAUAUUUAUAAAUAGCACUUUUUUAAAGUUAUAUAUUACUGUAUGGUUCAUCGUUAUAGUUUAUUCAUUUAUUUGUAAUAAUCUGGUAAUGUUUUUUUCAAAAUCACAUUAUUCUUUCGUGUAAAUUUAAGUGUCUGUACAAAAUCUAGCAGUGAGGAAGUUAAUAAAGGAGUCACAGUGAAUUUAGCCAUAUAAAUAUAUAUAUAUAUAACAUGUCAUCACUUUGAUUAUUUUUGAGUUCAUUCAUAUAUCUGUUCAUUUAAUUUAAGAUUUCUGAAGGUUGACAACCCAAACUUAAACGUUAGAUAGGAAAGCAAAUGAUCAGUUCAGUUCUGGGCGUGACGCAUUUAAGUUUUGUUAAUUCAAUAGAAUAUAUAAGGAAGUAUGAUAAAUUAAUUAGCGAGAAAAUGUGUUACCAUUUUCUUUGUUCACAUUGUGCAAAAUUCUCAUUAAAAAAUUCUGAAUCUCA
Messenger RNA from Mugil cephalus (flathead mullet), 2412 nucleotides. RefSeq names its product tripartite motif-containing protein 16-like. NCBI's taxonomy places the organism in Eukaryota, Metazoa, Chordata, Actinopteri, Mugiliformes, Mugilidae. The record is from RefSeq and is a predicted model, not a curated record. Gene Ontology annotation, molecular function: zinc ion binding; protein binding. The transcript has a single exon. The coding region runs from base 39 to 1664 and encodes 541 amino acids.